GCGAGUGCUGAAGCAGCUCUGAUUCGCGAAGGACGCGCUCACUUGCUCGUCCGCCUUUGCCGUAGAAGGGAAUAGAACCGCGAACGUUUGUAGGCAGCAACGCGGCGCAUGGGUUGCCGGGUGGAAGCGAGCGCAGAAGUUCGGAGAGACGCAGCUGCGUAAAAACGCACCGGGAGACACGCUUCUGUCGCGCGCCGGUCACUCACGGACCUCUCACUUGAGCAUUCGGCGCAUUUUGACGCACACAGCCACUUUUUAAGUUUGUUUUUGCCGUGUUGAGCGGCAGAAGUGGACAUUGUCCCCCCCGGAACUGAGCUCCAGAAGCCCGUCAGCUGUCGCCAGCGCUCCCGCUUGUUUGAUGGAUUUAUAAACUCACAUUUGCGGUUUGGUUUCCCCUUAUAUCGAGCUUCUUUUGGGACUUGAAAGCGAUACACUGUUGGACUAAACCACCAAAUGAGGAUACUCAGUCGCGUCGAGCGGGACGAGGAGUGAUUCCCCCCGUGGAGCAAGCGGCGUCCUGCGUGGGGACUGUCCCGCUGGAGAAGGAUCCGAGUUUGUGGCUUUUUGGAGGUUUCCAAUGCCAGGGUCGGGAGUGUGAGGCCGUCUCCGGGCUUCAAGAGAACAUUCUGACCUCCACAGCUCAUCACAUCUAAGAUGGCCAGCGUGUGCUUGCUCUGCGUUCUCCUGCUGGGCUUAAGAGUUUCAGCCAGAGCCGUCGACGACGGAAGAACUCGAGAUCACCGGGUUCCAAGGCCUCUGAUCCUUCCGGGUUACCCAGAAAACACCACAGCACUUGUGGGGGGUCAGGCAAAACUGGUGUGUAAAGUCCACCGGCCCAUUUCUACAAAGGUACAAUGGCUAAAAACUGACCUCAGCGGAAUGGACAGAACUCAGGAAGGACAGCCACGACUCAGAACACUGACGCCUCUGCAGAGCAACGCUUCCAAGGUUAACACCUUGCAUCUAUCCAAUGUCACCAUGGAAGAUGGUGGCGAGUACAUCUGCCUGGCAGAAAGCCACCAUGGAGGGAAGAGGGUCCAGGCCAUGCAGUCGGCUUGGCUUGUCGUCCUUCCUGGGACGAUCCUUUCCAAAACUGCAGAUGGGGCUGUUGCAGAAACUCCUUCAGAUGUGCUUGAAGAUCUAAACGAGGACACCACAGAGCACCUUCUGCUGGAGCCUGGGAACAUUUUGAAACUGCGGUGUGACAUGACCACUCGGCCUGGCAUGGCAGUCAACUGGUACAAAGAGGGAAUCAGGAUUACGCCGACGCCCCGUGUCCAGAUCCGUGGCACCAUCAUGGAGAUAACCGAUGUCACAUACGAGGAUUCGGGAGUUUACGUCUGUGUUCUCAGAGGUGCCAAGGAGCCAGUCAGAAACUUCACGAUAACUGUGGCCGAUGCACUGGGGUCAGGGGAUGAUGAUGAAGACAACGACCUGGAAGACUCGUCAACUGAGGCAGAAAACGACCAAGUUUACUUCUCCAGAGGUCCCUACUGGACUCACACCCAGCGGAUGGAUAAGAAGCUGUACGCAGUUCCAGCAGGCAACACAGUCAAGUUCCGCUGCCCAGCGAUGGGCAGCCCAAUGCCAAGCAUCCGCUGGCUCAAAAAUGGACGUGAGUUCAGAGGUGAACAUCGUAUUGGAGGUAUUAAGCUGAGACAUCAGCAUUGGAGCCUGGUGAUGGAGAGUGUUGUGCCCUCAGACCGAGGAAAUUACACCUGCAUUGUUGAAAACAAAUAUGGCUCCAUCGCUCACAGCUACGUCCUUGAUGUCUUGGAACGCUCUCCUCACCGGCCUAUCCUGCAGGCCGGACUGCCAGCCAACACUACAGCAGUUGUAGGCACCGACGUCCAAUUCCACUGUAAGGUCUAUAGUGAUGCUCAGCCCCAUAUUCAAUGGCUCAAACACAUCGAGAGGAAUGGGAGCCGCUACGGCCCUGACGGUACACCCUACGUACAAGUUCUCAAGACCGGCAGUCUGAACAUGUCAGAAGUUGAGGUGCUCUACCUUUCGAAAGUGACCAAGGAAGAUGCCGGAGAGUACACUUGUCUCGCUGGAAAUUCCAUUGGCUUUGCUCAUCAAUCUGCUUGGCUCACUGUCAUUUCAGAGGAAGAAGCAGCUGACACGAUGGACACGAUGGAAACCAAGUACACAGAUAUUAUAAUCUACGCUUGUGGUUUCCUGGCCUUGAUCAUGGCCAUCAUCAUAGUGGUGCUAUGCAGAAUGCAAGUCCACCCCAGGAGAGAGCCUUUUGAUGCCCUUCCUGUACAAAAGCUCUCCAAGUUCCCUCUUCGCAGACAGUACUCUGUGGAUUCCAACUCAUCUGGAAAGUCCAGCGCGUCUCUAAUGAGAGUGGCUCGCCUUUCUUCGAGUUGCUCUCCAAUGCUGGCGGGUGUAAUGGAGUUUGAGUUGCCCUACGACCCAGACUGGGAGUUUCCACGAGAGAAUUUAACUUUAGGGAAACCUCUGGGAGAAGGCUGCUUUGGUCAAGUGGUUAGAGCUGAUGCGUACGGUCUCAACAAGGACGCCCAGGAUCAGGCCAACACUGUGGCAGUCAAGAUGCUGAAAGACGAUGCCACAGACAAAGACCUCGCAGACCUCAUCUCGGAGAUGGAGCUGAUGAAGGUGAUGGACAAACAUAAGAACAUAAUCAACCUUCUAGGAGUCUGCACUCAAGACGGCCCCCUGUACGUUCUGGUGGAAUACGCUUCUAAAGGGAGUCUCCGCGAGUACCUACGAGCACGGCGUCCUCCAGGCAUGGACUACACCUUUGAUGUGACCAAGGUCCCAGAGGAGCAGCUCACCUUCAAAGACUUGCUGUCCUGUGCCUAUCAGGUGGCCAGAGGGAUGGAGUACCUCGCGUCCAAAAGGUGCAUUCACAGAGAUUUGGCAGCUAGGAAUGUUCUAGUGACAGAGGACAACGUGAUGAAGAUUGCCGACUUCGGUCUUGCCCGAGGAGUACAUCAGAUCGACUACUACAAGAAAACAACCAACGGGCGGUUGCCAGUGAAGUGGAUGGCACCGGAGGCAUUGUUCGACCGGGUCUACACACAUCAGAGUGACGUCUGGUCGUUUGGCGUUCUCAUGUGGGAAAUCUUCACACUUGGUGGCUCGCCAUAUCCUGGUAUUCCUGUUGAGGAACUCUUCAAGCUGCUAAAGGAAGGGCACCGAAUGGACAAACCCUCCAACUGCACACAUGAACUCUACAUGAUGAUGCGGGAGUGUUGGCAUGCCGUUCCCACACAAAGACCAACAUUCAAACAGCUGGUAGAGGAGUUGGACAAAGUUCUGCUGUCUAUCUCUGAUGAGUAUUUGGACCUGUCGACACCUUUUGAGCAGUACUCCCCAUCGUGUGAAGAUACGUCAAGUUCAUGCUCCUCAGACAACGACUCCGUUUUCACCCACGAUGCCUUGUCUACUGACCCCUGUCUCCUGGGCUACCAGGAUGUGCGUUCACGGAUAGACAUGAAGGCGACGCUCCGGUAGACCCCUGAAUUCAGAUAUGAACUGACACCAGCCAGGAAGGACCGUCCACCGGAGGUUCAUCUUGGCGCCUGAAACAUUUGAACGGACCUUUGUGGUAAUGAGUUAGCCGGGUGGUUACACAAACAUUCUCAAAAAUGUACAUGGAGCACUGAGGCCAGUGGGUCUCAUUACGAGAACACAAACUCAGCCACGCCACAGAUGCACAGACAGCGGGAAACAGCGGCACUAAACACAGCAGACGGAACUUUACGACUCGAAGGCCUCUUCUUUUCAUUUUCCUCCGCAGAGGUGACAGACAAUGAUCGCACAACUCCAAGCACGAGCGUUGGCGAUAAAGACAUUUAAAUAAAAGAUCUAUUUUGCUACGAUAAGAAACGGACUGUUAAAUAUAAAUCUCUCUAUAUAAGAUUAUUUUACUUUUUGGUGUUGCUUAUUUAAAAUAAAGAAAAGUCUUAAAUCUCAGGAUGUGAUGUGCUAAAAAAAAAGAAGUUUCUGUAGUGCCGGCGAAGUGCCUCAAUUUUCAGAUUUCCUGUGAAUAUAUUAGAAUAUUAAAAUAUUGUAAUGUACAUAUCAACUGCAGCAUAAAUGACGAUUGCCUUUUGAUAAAUUAUUCUGAAUAUGAAGGUUGUCAACACAGAGUUGAGUUUAAUAUUUUAAAAGGGUCAGUCUAUCAGUUGCCUUAUUAAUAUUCAAUGGAGGAAUUCUGACAUAUUAAGUGCAUGUACAUGAGGUUGUUCCAAACAAAUAGGGCAAUAUUUCACUAUCAGAACGUUGAAGAAUAUUUGGAGAAAAUAUCGUGUCUGUUGAUCCUCAGUUGAAUGUUGCUAAAGCUGCUGCAGACCUGACCCUAACUAAAUUUCACACUGUAAUGUUCCAGUUUCAUUUCAAAAUACUUUCACUGUUGAAAGUUCAUGCCGAGUUUUUUGUAAUGAAACACCCUCAUUAUCACUGUGUAUGAAGUUGUUUCCAAAUGUGUUACAUAUUCUGCCGACUGUAUUCUCGCCUCGUGGCCUGAUUGCCUGAGACAGUGUGUCCAGGGUGGGACUCGUCCUCAAAGGAGGGGUGACUCUGUGGGGAGUGGGUCCAAGCCCACUGUCACCGCAGACACGCAGAGAGGAGCAGGGGGAGGGUGUGGUUAGACACUGAAUGUGAAAGCCAGUGUGAUUGAUUUCAAAUAGAGGAUAGGGUUGUGUGGGGGGGGGGGACUCCUCCAUUGUCUGUGGUAACCCUUCACCCAACCCAAUCUGUUGGCGAGGGGUCCUCAGGUCUGCAGCCGGGCCGGACAAUGAAGGCUUUUGCAGGCAUAAUGGGUGUGACUGUGGACCAGAGGGAAUUUCGGGGUCGCUGGUGAGGGGAUAGCUUGUGCUUGUGUGCAAAUGAAGAGACUCUUAUUAUGUUAAUUUCUCCUCUUCUCCAACAAAUGCCCCCUAUCUUCAUCCCCAGUCGCCAUCUUUUAAAUUACAAAUCUUAAUUCAGCCACUCUGACCAGCUGCAGACAAGUCCCCAGUGAGACCCCGAAUUAGAGGAGACCCAGGAGCUACGCCGGGAAGACGGCCCAACGUAGAAAUCCACACGCUUCAGUACACAAAUUUACAAGCAGCCCUGUUUUAAUGGUUAUUUUGGAAUGAAGCUCUUACAUUCUGUAUGUACAAAAAUGGAUAUAUUUGCAUCAUCACAUUCCAUGUAUCUGUACUUUCUGUUCCAGAAACAAUCACAGCGUUCCUACACAUUUCCUUGAGAGAAUUACUUUAGAAAUAUCUAAUUUAUUUGUUU
Synchiropus splendidus (mandarinfish) is the source of this 5259-nucleotide messenger RNA. It is a transcript of the gene fgfr4, whose product is annotated as fibroblast growth factor receptor 4. Gene Ontology annotation, cellular component: signaling receptor complex. The transcript has 19 exons. The record is from RefSeq and is a predicted model, not a curated record. Gene Ontology annotation, biological process: positive regulation of ERK1 and ERK2 cascade; cell surface receptor protein tyrosine kinase signaling pathway; regulation of bile acid biosynthetic process. NCBI's taxonomy places the organism in Eukaryota, Metazoa, Chordata, Actinopteri, Syngnathiformes, Callionymidae. Gene Ontology annotation, molecular function: ATP binding; fibroblast growth factor binding; fibroblast growth factor receptor activity. Bases 655 to 3486 code for a protein of 943 amino acids.